UCUUCUACAAAUUACAGGCAGCAGGAUUUAUUUACAUUUGGUUUUUGUAAUCAAAAAAGGUUUUUUUGCGAAAGGAUUUUUUAGAAAUAUGUUCAGUUAAAUCAAUUUGUAAGUUUUCUAAGGUUCACGGAUCGUAUUGUUCUGGGCGACGACUUGUAACGGUGAAAAUAGAUGUACAAACAGUUUCCCAAAUGUGUUACUUUAUAGAUAAUGGAUCCAAGAAUGUGUAGAAAAAUUAGUAGCAGUGAAAGUCUUCCCGAUGCUGAAAAUAUCGAAUACGAGGUCGCCGAUAUCAUGGCUCCCCAAGAGAGCGAGGAGAACUUUCUGUUGGAGGGCAGCCCAGAGAGGCACUCCGUCACCUGGUUAGACGACGAUCAGAUAGAUGAAUUAGAUCUUAAUUUAGACCAAACAAAUGAUAUUUUUUAUAGAGUCGAUAGUGCAGAUAUAAUUUAUCGUAGUAAAAAGAAAAAAUGUAAGCUAAUAGGAAAAUACGUUAUGGGCGACGUGUUAGGGGAGGGCUCGUAUGGAAAAGUCAAGGAAAUGCUGGACUCCGAGACGUUAUCCAGGAGGGCCGUUAAAAUUCUAAAGAAGAGAAAGCUCAGGAGAAUACCAAACGGCGAACAAAAUGUCCAGAGAGAAAUACAACUGCUACGGAUACUUAGACAUAAAAAUGUGAUAGAACUAGUCGAUGUAAUGUAUAAUGAUGAAAAGCAGAAAAUGUAUCUUGUUAUGGAGUUUUGUGUUGGUGUUCUCCAGGAUAUGCUCGAGUCUAGUCCUGGUAAAAAGUUUCCUCAGCGCCAAGCGCACAAUUACUUCACUCAGUUGUUAGACGGCUUAGAAUAUUUGCAUGGACAGGGCGUGGUACAUAAAGACAUCAAGCCUGGGAAUCUACUCCUCACCCUGGACCAAACAUUGAAGAUCACAGACUUUGGAGUUGCUGAAGCCUUAGACAUGUUCUCUCCAGAAGACACAUGCUACAUAGGACAGGGCUCCCCGGCUUUUCAGCCACCAGAAAUUGCAAAUGGAGCUGAAAAAUUCUCUGGUGUGAAAGUUGACAUAUGGAGCAGCGGAGUCACAUUAUACAACAUGACGACGGGGCGUUACCCGUUCGAGGGGGACAACGUGUAUCGGCUGUUGGAGGCGAUCGGGAGAGGGGAGCCCGCCCCCCCGCCGCCUUCGCUCGGCCCCCCCCUCGAGUCCCUCCUCACGCAGAUGCUGAAGCGAGACCCCGUGCUCCGGCCCACCGUGCACGAGAUUAGACGACAUCCGUGGGUGCUAGCGGUACCUCCUCUCCCGGCGGGCGAGCGGUUGGUGGCGCCGCGGUCGCGCCGCUCGGACGACACCCACACCACCACCGUCAUACCGUACCUAGUAGAGAGACACUACCAGGACCCACACGACUACUUCACCGAGCGGGAGCUGAGGAACGAAAUGGGCGACUGCUCCCGAACCAUGUCUACAGCUGAGAUCUCUGACGCGGAGUCCAACCAGUGUAAAAGAAGAUGGCACUCUUCCUGCGGCCGCCUGCCUUGCCGUCUCACGUGACUCUACUGAUUUUAUACUUGCUAUACUAUGAUUUAUAAUCUGUGGCAGCAGGGGUACUUGACAGUGUAUUCGUAAGAGCAAGUCGUGAGUGACAGUGAAAAACCAGCAACGCACCUGCAGCUCUUCAUGUUGCGAGUGUCCAUGGGCGACGGUAGUUGUAAGACAGUACUCUAGUCUCUGUCAGCACUGUCUCGCCUCUCUACUCGGUAGGUGUAAUCAUAGGCAAUGACACUGUUUUGAGA
Messenger RNA from Aricia agestis (brown argus), 1787 nucleotides. It is a transcript of the gene Lkb1, whose product is annotated as serine/threonine-protein kinase STK11. NCBI's taxonomy places the organism in Eukaryota, Metazoa, Arthropoda, Insecta, Lepidoptera, Lycaenidae. The record is from RefSeq and is a predicted model, not a curated record. Gene Ontology annotation, molecular function: protein kinase activator activity; protein serine/threonine kinase activity; ATP binding. The transcript is spliced from 6 exons. Gene Ontology annotation, biological process: intracellular signal transduction; establishment of cell polarity; protein phosphorylation. Gene Ontology annotation, cellular component: cytoplasm. Bases 211 to 1545 code for a protein of 444 amino acids.